Messenger RNA from Tetrahymena thermophila SB210, 876 nucleotides. RefSeq names its product zinc finger, C2H2 type protein. The record is from RefSeq and is a predicted model, not a curated record. Lineage: Eukaryota; Ciliophora; Oligohymenophorea; Hymenostomatida; Tetrahymenidae. The transcript has a single exon. Gene Ontology annotation, molecular function: DNA binding.
AUGUUCUAAUCGUUUGAUGACUUAAACCUGUCAUAGCACGAGUAUUAACAAUAAGACUCACCUCCAGAGCGCAAUUACUAGUAUGACUAUGAUGAGUAUGGGUGGACUGAAAAAUCUAUGAUUAGAUUAUGUUAUGACUAAAAUCCUAAUAUAAACAGCCCAUAUACUCUUCAUAAAAAAAAAGUGCUCUACGAAUUAUAAUUAAACUCCAUGUGCUUUGAAAAUCUAGAAGAAGAAAAUCAAUCCCCCUCCUAGAAUUCUUUUCAUUUCAUUAAUGAUGCCUGUUCACAGAGACCUAUUGCUUGUAACGAUUCUUCACAAAUUCUUGUUGAAGGUUAACAAAAAAAUGCUCAUGAGUAGGAAAAUCUAUUUAUUGACACAAAUUCAACCUAUCAUAUUAAAGAUCAAUAUACAUAAUCACUUUGCCAGGCCUUAGAAGGAGAAGAUCCGUCAAAAAGUAAGUGGGUUUGCAAAUUAUGUCAAAAAAGGUGUUCCAGUCAAGGUGCUAUAACUAAUCAUUUAAAAGUCAUUCAUUUUAAUUUAAAAAAAUCUGACAAAUUUCUGUUUAAUAUUUAUGACUAUAUACUCAACCGUCGUUCUCCAAGAGGAAGAGUAAAAGGGAGUAAAACAAUAAAACAAUCUGAAAAAAAAAAAUCAAAUUACAAAUGUAGUUCAUGUUUUUAAUCAUUCACUUAGUAUGGAGGAUUAAAAUCACAUAUUCAAAUCGUCCAUAAAAUCGUUGAAUAAAAAGAAAUUAAAAGAUAUUUUACUAUAUCAAGAGGAGUAGGAAGACCCCCAAAAAAUGACAAUAAAAUUGUUGAGACCAUAAAAAGAAAAAGAGGCCGUCCAUAAAAAAUUAAAUUUCAAUAAAUAUGA